Rhinocladiella mackenziei CBS 650.93 is the source of this 1194-nucleotide messenger RNA. RefSeq lists its product as uncharacterized. The transcript has 2 exons. The record is from RefSeq and is a predicted model, not a curated record. Gene Ontology annotation, biological process: mRNA processing. The coding region runs from base 1 to 1194 and encodes 397 amino acids. NCBI's taxonomy places the organism in Eukaryota, Fungi, Ascomycota, Eurotiomycetes, Chaetothyriales, Herpotrichiellaceae. Gene Ontology annotation, cellular component: mitochondrion.
AUGUUCAACACCUCGUUGCGCCGAGUGGCGCGUACGUGCUCCAGCGCCUCCCCGGCGCCCUCUCGCCCAACCACAACUCCCUCGGCAGCCACUUUCACUUCCCACGCCCAUCAACGGCGGCAUUCGUCAUCUAAACCUCCUGUGCCCCCAAACAAUGGCUCGUCCGCCAUCUCAGCAGCUUCCGUGAAGCAAGUGGGAGCCCCGAGAUCAGAGUCGAAGCGACCUGGCGCCGAGUCACGCCUAUCGAAGAAGCGGGCGUCCAAAGACAAGUUGGAGGCAAAGCAAGAACCUCAAGAUGACUGGACCUCCAAACUGCCUUCCGUUCCUAGUUUACAACACUUGAACCCGAAGGAUAUUUACGUAUCAUCCUUCUUUUCGACUCACCGACCACUGUCCAUUACUGGACCAGUCCCUCCAGAGACAACCGUCGAAGCGAUUGACAAGGUUUUCCAACCCAAACCCAAGUCCAAAUCACGCACCGCCCCUCAAGAAGUCAUCUAUACGCUGGCGUCUGCGGUGGAAACCCUUGAUGAACAGAUAGCGAACAAGCAAGGCGACCAUACCUCACAGGGUCCAAAGCAAAAGGCCGCUCUUAUCAAAGCUCUUAUGCGGCGUAAUGAGAACUCCGCAGAUCCUAACCGGACACAGCAUUUAGAUGGACUACCACAAACAAUCAACAUUGCUGGGGCCAAUGUCAAAUUGGUUAUUCAAGAGAUCGCACGACGAUUCAGACCUUUCAAUGUUCCUCCUGCCCCCACACCAAUCAGCGACGCUGAGAUCGAUGCGGCCGAAGCUGGAGCCGCCGCCGCUGAAGAAGCCAACGAAGAUAUGCAAGCCAAGACUCUUGAGGCCGAAAUCCAACAACAAGACUACGACCCAUAUAUCCAGCACGUAGUACUGAACGUUCCACCACGCUCGGAUUUGGAGAAUGACGGCUUCUUCACCAGACACGAUGCUCCCGAGAUUGAAACGGAGGACUCCACUGCUCUUCGAGAAAUGGAGGCUCCCACCUUCGGAAGACGUGUCGGUGGCCGAAGACGAUUUGGCUACACUGGCCUGGACCGUGCAAGGAGGAGUUCAGGAAUGUAUGCAAUCAGCGUCAAGAGACAAAGACGAUUGAAGAUGAAGAAACACAAGUAUAGGAAGCUGAUGCGCAAGACGCGCAAUUUACGGAGGAAAUUGGGGCAGAUAUAA